Molecule: messenger RNA, 3133 nt
Organism: Dendroctonus ponderosae (mountain pine beetle)
Lineage: Eukaryota; Metazoa; Arthropoda; Insecta; Coleoptera; Curculionidae
Product: atypical protein kinase C
Exons: 13
Coding region: 84-2126 (680 amino acids)
Biological process (GO): protein phosphorylation; establishment or maintenance of cell polarity
Molecular function (GO): protein serine/threonine kinase activity; ATP binding
Source: RefSeq, a predicted model, not a curated record
AGCUUUAAAUGACUGGAACUAAGAAAACCUGAAUUUUCCAACUCCUCAUUGGCAAAGAAAUAAAGUGCUCUUCCCUCCUCAGAAUGGCUUGGGGUUAUUGGAACGCCACCCCAGCUGCAGAUCGCGGCCGCAGCCCUCGCAAGAAUAAGGAGUUUGGUCAGGACAACCACAACCAUCAUACAUCGCAACCUAGACAUACCCAACCUCUUCCAGUAGUGGAACCUGUUGAAGAAACCCCAUGUUUGCCGCAGGAAUCCUGUUCUUCCGUUGUUAUGCCCAACCAUUCUAGCACCCGUGUAUCAGAAGUGGAGUUUGAAGCCGAGCUUCAAACAUUGUCCAGGAGACCAAGUCUCGAUUUGACCUCAAUGGUGAGCUCUCAAAGUGCCCUGGCGAACAUUUUAUGCCAAGCUCAUGCCAACAAGCAGCAAGGAGGCACAUUGUCGGCAGGAAAUACUUUAACCCGAUUAGGAAGCAGGCAUACUGCAGUCGAAUACGCGGUACCGCAUCAUUUUCAUCAUCAUCAUCACGCCUAUGUGGAAUAUCAUCAAGAUCACAUGUCCCUCUCUGAUGAUGAUAGCAGUUCUGAGCCGGGAUAUGAUUGCAUUCGAACAGUUUAUCCAAACCCACCGACCCAAGGAGCAGCGCCUGGACAAGGAGAUGAUAGAAGUAUUUAUAGAAGAGGCGCCAGACGUUGGAGAAAACUAUAUAGAAUCAAUGGCCAUAUUUUUCAGGCUAAGCGUUUUAAUACGAGGGCAUUUUGUGCCUACUGCCAUGACAGGAUUUGGGGCCUUGGCCGGCAAGGUUUCAAGUGCAUUCAGUGCAAACUGCUUGUGCAUAAGAAAUGCCAUAAAGAGGUCAGUUUAAUCUGCACCAAUGAGCAACAUGUGGACAACAACAUUUGCGAUGAUCGAAAUGGGGAAACCAUGCAAAUCAUCGUCGAUACCCCGCCGGCGAAUUUGGAUUUUCAUAAUUCGUCUGUUCGUGAUUGCAAUAAAACUUGCUUAGAUAAAAAUGAACUAAUUGCUACAGAGGACUCAAACUUGAUUUUAGACGACUUGGAUUACACAGAAAAGCGGCCGUAUUCCCUGAAAGAUUUUGAAUUAAUCCGCGUUAUUGGCAGAGGCUCUUAUGCGAAAGUCCUGAUGGUAGAACUGAAGAAAACUAAGCGCAUUUACGCAAUGAAGGUGAUUAAAAAAGCGUUAGUAGCAGACGACGAAGACAUUGAUUGGGUGCAAACGGAAAAACACGUUUUCGAAACAGCAUCCAAUCACCCGUUUCUAGUCGGUUUACAUUCCUGCUUCCAAACCCCGUCUCGACUGUUUUUUGUCGUCGAAUUCGUUAAAGGCGGCGAUAUGAUGUUUCACAUGCAAAGGCAACGAAAACUGCAUGAAGAGCAUGCCAAGUUCUACGCCGCUGAGAUUUCGUUGGCAUUAAAUUUCCUACAUUGCAAGGGAAUAAUCUAUCGCGAUUUGAAGUUGGAUAAUGUUCUAUUGGACCAUGAGGGCCAUAUCAAGCUGACUGAUUAUGGGAUGUGCAAGGAAGGAAUUAGGCUUGGAGAUACCACUUCGACGUUUUGCGGCACACCAAACUACAUUGCUCCCGAGCUAUUGAGAGGCGAGGAUUAUGGCUUUUCUGUGGAUUGGUGGGCUUUAGGUGUAUUGUUGUACGAAAUGUUGGCAGGACGAUCUCCCUUUGAUAUGGCAGGAGCCUCAGAAAACCCAGACCAAAACACCGAAGAUUAUCUGUUCCAGGUUAUUUUGGAGAAAACUAUUAGGAUCCCCAGAUUUUUGAGCGUUAAAGCCGCAAACGUUCUAAAAGGCUUCCUGAAUAAAAAUCCCUUAGAGAGAUUGGGUUGUGGCAGCAUAGAUCCCUUCUCCGAAAUUACCAAUCAUCAAUUCUUUAGGUCGAUUAAUUGGGAAUUGCUAGAACUAAAACAGGUUCCGCCGCCAUUCAAGCCCCGAUUGGACUCAGACAGGGAUUUGACUAAUUUUCCACCGGAAUUUACUGAUGAGCCUGUACAUCUUACCCCCGAUGAUCCACGUAUCAUUGCACGAAUAGACCAAUCGGAAUUCGAAGGCUUCGAAUACGUAAAUCCUCUUCUAAUGUCUUUGGAGGACUGUGUGUGACAUAACGUUAAUUGUGCGCUGCAUCCGAAUAAUGUGCCGCCGCCCCCGAUUCUUCGCUAUCCGCCGCCUCUUUUGCCGCCUCCGUCGCCGCCCGAGCUGAGUUACGACGACGGUGAGUAUUUGCAGAUUGACGUUCGGCCUCCGACAAAGUCAAUGCUUCAAAACAUAUUCUGCCUUCCUCUAAAUUAAAUUAAACAAUUCCAUUGCACGGAUUAUUGCGUGUAUUGAUAGUUUUAUAGGUAAAUCUAUUGUGUAUAAAUACAAAUGCAGAUUAUAUCAGUACUUAUCGACAAUUAUUAGGAGUGAGGAGCAUUAUUAUACUACUGGACUGUAUUUAUAGACUUGCACUUUUCAAUGUUUCGUCACUGGCUUUGGGAGCCGUGAUUUUGCUUUUUCUCGGGUCAGUUGCCUGAUUUCAGGUUUUCUAACUUAUUACAAUCAUGACAAACUGAAACAGGCAAAGUUGGCGUUGUUAUGGACUCAAAGUUGGUCCAAUUUCUUCCAAUUGGUAUUUGCGUUGAAGUUAUACACUGUGUUAUGCCGCGGCGUGUGUUUUUCUAAACUAUCUGUCUAUUGUCAUUAGCAUUAAUUUUUCUAGAUUUAAUUUAGUUAAACGUUUUUCUAUUGAUUAUGUUAUCAUAUGAGUCGUUAAUGCUUUAAUUUUGUUAAGAGUUUAUAAGUCUAUAAGGCCAUAAAUCGUCUUGCUGAGCUAAGACUAUAUUGUUAAGCAAAUGAAUUAAAUUAAUUAGAUAGAAUGUUAAUGCUAAGUUUUACAUUUAAAUGUCUCAGUAUUAAGUAACUAUUGAAUGUCAGUACUUUGCUCUAAACAGUUAUAUAGAAGUAUAGGUGUUUGGGUUUUGCAUAGUAUAAUUGAAUACGAUUUUUUUUUUAAAUAAAACUACUGUAUUAAUGGGGGAGCAGCUCACAGUUUCUUGCACAAAUCUUAGGUUUUAUUAUGCAGCUGCUCUCACUCAAGCUGUUUAAUAAAUUGUGUUUUCAAACGUUCA